CAAGACAGAUGAUAUCGAUAUAUCGAUAACGCAUCAUACCUUUAUUUAAUUUGUACGAUAAUUACAUAGUAUUAUUAAUGAGUAUUUAUUGCUGUUGCGGCUUCUAAAUGAUUACUGCAUUGGCAUUCUUGCUGCUGCUGCCGCUGCUGGUGUUCAUGCCGCUUGCGCCCCCGGCUGUGGCAUUGAUCAAUCCCCAAUCCCAGCACUUCACCGAUGAGCAAUUCCAUGAAGAGCUGGUGGUGCGACCGCUUGCCGGCGACCAUGUAAACACGUAUUUCCAAUUCACCACACGCUGGCACUAUGGCACCCGCAACAAUCUUUAUCACACACAGCUGACGCCGCGCGUCAUCGCCGAAGUGCUGCAAACGUACGAUGUGAAGGAGCUGCAUAUUGGUCUGACGCAAGGCUUGUGGCGCUACGAGAGUUGGGGCUAUCCGAUUGUGGAGGCAACUGGCGGUGCCGAAAUGUGGGCCUGGUUUAGUGCACCAAAUCUGAGCAAUGAUGAUGUGGACAAACAAUGGAUGCAACUGGCCAACGUGUUCUCGGGCGUGCUCUGUGUCUCCCUGAAUUUCGUCGACAAUACCAAUACGAUUGCGCCCAAGCACAUAUUCCGUCCACAGUUUAUGCACACGGCAAAUCGAAGUCAACAAUUUGUGCGCUACGCGACACUGCCGCGCGAAAUUGUCUGCACGGAGAAUUUGACGCCAUGGAAGAAACUGUUGCCCUGUGGCAGUGCUUCGGGCUUGGCCACGCUGCUCAAUUCUGGCUAUGUCCACAACACAAAAUAUCAUUCGUUGGGCGUUAAGGUGCGCACUCUGUGCGACACCGAUGAUCCCAACAAUUGCAUCGUGGAGCUAACCCAAACGGCCAAUCUGGUGUACGAUUUAAAGCUUCUCGAGCAGAGCAGCACAGAUUUUUCAUUGCGUCGCCUGUUCGGCAUGGGCCUCAAUGGCAACUGUGAGCUGGCCAGCAGCAGUAAGAUCUAUGUGCAACGCAGUGAGCGAGGUGAACAGUUUCAAUUGGUGCCGCCGCCACAGCACGAAGUUACCAGCACACGUGGCGGCUACACGGCCAUCUACGCUGUGUACGAUAUGCAGGAACAGUUUGAAGGGCCAGGUGCACGGCUCUUUAACAUUGCCUGGGUGGGGCCGAAGUCCAGCAGCAGCAGUGGCAGCAACAAGGAGCGAGCAUCGUUGCCACCGCUAUAUGCGCAUCGCUAUCUGCUGGGCAAUGGACAGAAGCGCGGACGCAUUGCCACCGAAAUAACCAACACACAUUUCGACGCCCUGCCCAUCAUCGUGAUGGAGCUGGUGCCCUGGUAUGUGUACGCCUAUCUGCACACGUUACGCAUACGCAGCAAGCCGCAACACCGGCACGAUUACGGCGCCAAGGAGCUGAAGUUCAGUUUGCUGCAUUAUGCGCCCGGCAAACAGCGUGAGCUGUCCACCCAUCUUGAGAUUGGAUUUAUGCUGCCCGCACGCAGUAGCGCUCUGAUUACCAUUGAGGUGGACUAUUUGCUGCUGAAAUGGUUGGAGUAUCCGCCGGAUGCGAAUCAUGGACAUUAUAUUGGUGCUGCCGUCAUUAGCAGUCAGCUGCCAACGGGUCGCAAUUAUACGGCCCUGCCGCUUGAGGGGCAUCUAUUCAGGGACUCGUACAAUGCCUCGCGGCCGGCUUAUACGCUGACAUUGCGCACUGAGGCGUUAAUUGUAUCACUGCCCACGCCCGACUUCAGCAUGCCAUACAAUGUGAUAUGUUUGGCGUGCACCGUGGUGGCAUUGGCCUUUGGGCCCAUUCACAGUGUCGCCACUAAGCUGAUCAUUGUCGAGCGCCAGACGACCAUGCCGCGCAAUCUUCUGCGCAAACUCUUCCACAAGCUAACCAAUCGUGCCGCAAAGCCAACUCCAACUGCCUUACCCGAACAGAAUCAGCAGCAGGCAGCGAAUCAGGACGAGGAGACGGACGACAAGAAGCAGUCGGAAAAGCAAUCAUCUUGCAAUACGCCGACGCACAUGUGAUAAACGGAGAAAGACACUGAGACAGCAGAGAUGAUAUACUCCCCAGCAGCACCUCAUUUUUGGUUAGCUGUAUUAAAAACAACAAAAAGAAUGAACAAAACAACAACAUAUUCCAAAGUACAAUAGUCGUUUGGCAUGUCCUAAAUAAAUAAAACGCUCGCACGUUCAUGUCCACAUACUAAAUACAAUAAAUAUGUGUUAUUUAUCAAAUCAA
Messenger RNA from Drosophila grimshawi, 2229 nucleotides. It is a transcript of the gene PIG-T, whose product is annotated as GPI transamidase component PIG-T. Gene Ontology annotation, cellular component: GPI-anchor transamidase complex. Lineage: Eukaryota; Metazoa; Arthropoda; Insecta; Diptera; Drosophilidae. Gene Ontology annotation, biological process: attachment of GPI anchor to protein. The record is from RefSeq and is a predicted model, not a curated record. Bases 108 to 2015 code for a protein of 635 amino acids. The transcript has 2 exons.